UAACGAUGAUCUCGAUAAUGAAUUUAUAUCCGACAAUGAUGCUGAUGAUAACAAUGAUGAUCAUAUUCUCAAUAAAAUUAUCGGCAAUGGUGGUGGUGGCAGUAUUCAUGCAAAUGCAACCCAAAUCAAUGACAUCUAUAAUCGUAGCUGCAUUGAACCGACCAAAGGUUGGGAUGUUUUCGUCGACACACCACCGGAAGACGAAGAUGAAACACUCAGCUCGAAAUGGAUUGAAAAAAUUUUGAAAUUUUUAAAAUUGAUAACAUUUUUAUUAACAUUCCUCAUUGUAUUGUUUACGGCGGUUUUUUCCAAAAGUGUCGUUCUAUUCAUGACAUCCAUGAUACGUUCUAAUCGAACGGUACCAGUUUGCGCACAAGGCAUACCCGGAUUAGAACGUGAUAAAAAAUAUGUUGCCGUUUAUCAGCCGGAUGAUCCGGAGCGUAUUGCAUGGAUAUGGAGUCUAUUUUUCAUCCUAGUAUUUCCCGAAUUCAUGACAUUAUUUCGUAGUGUCCGUAUUUGUACAUUUAAAUCCUAUCGGAUACCGACCAAAUCGAUAUUUUUUACUGUAUUUGCCAUCGAAACCAUUCAUACAUUAGGAAUGGUGUUAUUAAUAUUCAUAAUAUUUCCAUCAUUGGAUGUUGUGAAAGGUGCAAUGUUGACCAAUUGUCUUUGUUUCAUUCCAUCAAUGUUGGCCAUAUUUUCUCGUCGUGAAGAUGAAAGCAAAUAUAAAACAUUUUUAGAUAUAAUCUCCAUGAUUAUACAGGCAGCAGCAAUUAUAAUGUGGCCAAUUAUGAUGCAAGAAGAACGUAUACCCACACCAUAUAAUCCCAUUCUCAUACCGAUUGCAUGCAUUAUGAUAUCGUUAGGUUGGUGGGAAAAUUAUCUGGACAAAAAUUCCAAUUUCAAUUUCAUACAGCAAAUGGCCAAAAUUAAACAAAAAUUUCAUCGUACACGUUAUUUCAUCUAUAUAUUCAUAUCCAUUUGGAAAGUAUUGCUUAUAUUUAUAUCAAUGUUUGCCUCUCUUUAUUAUAUUGAUGGUUCCAUAUCGUUCGCUAUAUUCGGAAAAUUUCGUGAAGCAUUUGGCCAACAUAAGAUCCUGAUUCAAAGAGAUCGUUCCGAUUUAUUGGAAUUCGCAAAUACCGAUCAAUUCGUAGGUGUUGAAAGUGAAACGUUUGAAUUCAAUUCUCGUUCAUUAACAUCAUUAUGGUUGGUGUUUAUGCAAAUCAUUGCUACUUGGCUAUGUUAUGUGGUGGCCAAAUUCACCUGUAAAAUUUGUAUUCAAGGAUUUAGUUUUGCCUUCCCGAUUAGCCUGACCGUACCGGUAACCAUUUCUGUGUUGAUAACAUUCUGUGGAAUUCACUUUGAAAAUCGAUGUCCACUAUCAGAUUUUUGGAUACCAAAGUAUCUAUUCUGGUUUUGUCAGGAAGAACCAUUCAGUGAAUUUCUGAUGAAGCCACAUGCAUUUUUAUGGGUUGCAUGGUUAUUAUCACAAAUAUGGAUAUCGGUUCAUAUUUGGAAUCCAAAAUGUGAACGUUUAGCAACAACGGAAAAGAUUUUCGUACUGCCAAUGUAUAAUUCUGUUCUGAUUGAUCAAUCAUUAGCAAUGAAUCGGCGUCGUGAUGAUGAAGAAGUAAUAAAAAGUGAAGAUAUUAACCUUGAUAAUGAUGGCACUACCAUGCAAGAUCCAUCACAACACUAUGAAACUAUUUCCGAUCAAGAUGAUAAAAAGAAAAAAGAUAAAGAAACAUAUAGUACUGAUCAAAUCAUUCGUAUUUAUGCUGUUGCGACAAUGUGGCAUGAAACAACCGAAGAAAUGCUGCAAAUGCUCAAAUCAGUAAUGCGUAUGGAUGAAGAUCAAUGUGCCCGACGUAAUGCACAAAAAUAUCUUCGUAUUAUCGAUCCAGAUUAUUAUGAAUUCGAAGUGCAUAUUUUCUUCGAUGAUGCAUUCGAAUUAUGUGAUGAAAAUGAUGAAGAUAUGGUGGUGAAUAGGUUUGUUAAACAAUUCGUUCAGGUUAUCGAUACAGCAGCCAGCUAUGUACAUCAAUGUAAUAUUAAACUCAAAGUGCCAAAAAAAUAUCCCACACCGUAUGGUGGCCGAUUGGAAUGGCUAAUGCCUGGCCAGAAUAAAUUGAUUGCUCAUCUCAAAGAUAAAAUGAAAAUUCGUCAUCGUAAACGUUGGAGUCAAGUGAUGUAUAUGUAUUAUUUGUUGGGUCAUAAGAUUAUGGAAUUACCUAUUGACGUGAAUCGGAAGGCAAUGAUUGCUGAAAAUACAUAUCUACUGACAUUGGAUGGUGAUAUUAAUUUUCGUCCACAUGCUGUACAAUUAUUGGUGGAUCUAAUGAAAAAGAAUAAAAAUCUUGGUGCUGCAUGUGGUCGUAUACACCCGGUGGGUACUGGAUUUAUGUAUUGGUAUCAAAAAUUUGAGUAUGCUAUUGGUCAUUGGCUGCAAAAAGCAACUGAACAUAUGAUUGGUUGUGUACUCUGUUCACCCGGAUGUUUUUCCUUGUUUCGUGCGAAAGCAUUAAUGGACGAUAAUGUUAUGCGUAAAUAUACAACCAAAUCAGAAGAAGCAUUACAUUAUGUUCAAUAUGAUCAAGGUGAAGAUCGUUGGCUUUGUACACUAUUAUUACAACGUGGUUAUCGUGUAGAAUAUUCAGCUGCUUCCGAUGCUUAUACACAUUGCCCGGAAGGUUUUGGUGAAUUUUAUACCCAACGUCGUCGUUGGGCACCAUCAACAAUGGCCAAUAUAAUGGAUCUUCUAUGUGAUUAUAAGCGUACAGUUAAAGUGAAUGAUAAUAUAUCAUUGCCAUACAUCAUAUAUCAGGGUAUGUUAAUGGUCGGUACUAUUCUUGGUCCUGGUACAAUAUUUCUGAUGUUGGUCGGUGCUGUUAACGCAGUAUUUCGUAUAUCGAAUUGGGAUUCGUUUAUAUGGAAUUUCAUUCCAAUCUUAAUGUUUAUAAUAGUAUGUUUUUUGGCUAAAAAUGAAGCGCAAAUUUUUGUUGCACAAAUACUCAGUGCUGCUUAUUGUCUGCUAAUGAUGGCCGUAUUUGUUGGUCAAGCAAUUCAAAUGACUGAAGACGGUCUUGGUUCACCAUCGGCAAUAUUUUUUCUAUCAUUAACCGGUAGUUUUAUUGUUGCUGGGCUAUUACAUCCACAAGAAAUCAGUUGUUUGGGACCAUUAUUAUUAUAUUUUCUAAGCAUACCAUGUAUGUAUUUGUUAUUGAUUCUUUAUUCAUUGAUCAAUUUGAACGUUGUUACUUGGGGUACUCGAGAAGUACAGUCGAAAAAAACUAAAAAAGAAUUAGAAGAAGAAAGAAAAGCACAAGAAGAAAUUAAGAAAAAAAGUUUACUUGGCUUCCUCAAUAUGACCAAUGAAAAUCAAGAAGAAGGUAGCAUUACAUUCAAUCUAGCCAAUCUAUGCAAAUGUAUGCUAUUCACAUAUCCAAAACCAAAUGAAGAAGCGAUUCAUUUGAUGAAAAUCCAGGAUCAAUUAGAAGACAUUAACAAAAAAGUCAAUCAAAUGGGUAAAACAAUCGAACACCAACAUAAACAUCAUCAUGGUCAUGGUAAGGCAUCAUCACAUCAUGGACAACAUCAUCGUGGACUGAAUACUGUAAACGAAUGUUUUACCGACGAAGAAGAAGCAGCAGCAGCUACAUCAUUAUUGGAUGAUAUUGUUAAACAUGAAUCGAAUAGUCAUCAUAAAGAAGAUGAUUGCAAAUCAUCAAUGGAUAGUGGUAGUAAUUCAUUAAAACUAGAUGAUGAUGAUGAUGAUCGAAUGAUUGAAUUACGUAAUGAACGUGAUGAAUCAUUGAAUCCGUACUGGAUUGAAGAUAAAGAUCUAAAGAAUGGUGAAGUAGCCUAUCUGCAUCCGGCUGAAAUACAAUUCUGGAGAGAUUUGAUUGAUAAAUAUCUGCUGCCAAUCGAACAGAAUAAAGAUCAUCAGGCUAGAGUUGCGGCCGAUUUGAAAGAACUGCGGAAUCGUGUAUUUUUCGGCUUUUUUAUGUUGAAUGCAUUGUUUGUAUUGAGUGUUUUUCUUUUGCAAUUAAACAAAGAAAUUCUGCAUGUUGAUUGGCCACUUGGUGUACGUGAAAAUAUCACCAUCAAUCCUGAUACGAAUGAAUUUAUCGUCGAAAAAGAAUAUCUAGAAUUGGAGCCAAUUGGUUUGGUGUUUGUCAUUUUUUUCGGUUCAAUUUUAAUCAUCCAAUUCGUGGGAAUGUUGUUUCAUCGAUUUGCAACUUUAUCACAUAUUCUUGCGUCGGUUGAACUAUCAUGGUGUUCGCCGAAAAUCGAAGAUAUGAGUGAAGAUGCAUUUAUCGAUAAAAAUGCCAUACAAAUUGUACGCCAUUUACAACGAUUACGUGGUAUUGAUGAAGAUGACAAAUCAUCGGAAGAAUCGCCAUAUGGUAAUCGUGUUGAAAAACGUAAAACUAUUUAUAAUCUGGAAAAACGAAUGAAAAAACCUCGAACAAUUGGCACAUUGGAUGUUGCUUUCCGCAAACGAUUUCUAAACAUUUCCAAUAAUAUUAAUGAAGAUACACCAAUAUUGGGUGGAAUACGAUCCAAAGAACAUUUUCUUGCAUUACAAAGACGGAAAAAUACAUUGAUCGCUAAUGAUGAUAAUGAUCAAGCAAUCGUUUCCAAUAAUAAUUCGGGAAUGCAAACAUUGGGCGCUAAAAAUGAAUUCACACGUAAUACCAGACAGCGAUCAACAUUGGAUACAAAACGUCCAUCAAAAGGACCGGCACCAAAUCCACCGCCAAACCAAUAUGGUAUACCGAAUCCAUCAUUCAAUGGAAAUGAAUCCGACAAUGAUAAUGAUAAUAGUAUUGAUGAUGCACAUGCUACAACCAUGAAUCUUUCCAUUUAUGGCGCUAAUAAUACUAAUAUCAAUAAUACUCGAAAUCAUAGACGGACAACUAAUUUCAGACAAAAAAAUCGAAAUUCAGAUUUAAAUUCUGAACUUUAAACAGUGAUAAUCAAGUCAAUUUUUUAAACUGAUAUUUUUUAUUUGACACUCAAUACACUCACACACGAAAAAAAU
Molecule: messenger RNA, 5044 nt
Organism: Dermatophagoides pteronyssinus (European house dust mite)
Lineage: Eukaryota; Metazoa; Arthropoda; Arachnida; Sarcoptiformes; Pyroglyphidae
Gene: kkv
Product: hyaluronan synthase-like protein kkv
Biological process (GO): chitin biosynthetic process
Cellular component (GO): cell septum; cell periphery
Molecular function (GO): chitin synthase activity
Source: RefSeq, a predicted model, not a curated record